Vespula pensylvanica (western yellowjacket) is the source of this 1426-nucleotide messenger RNA. Its product is annotated as sorting nexin-4-like. The coding region runs from base 124 to 1389 and encodes 421 amino acids. The record is from RefSeq and is a predicted model, not a curated record. The transcript is spliced from 10 exons. Gene Ontology annotation, molecular function: phosphatidylinositol binding. NCBI's taxonomy places the organism in Eukaryota, Metazoa, Arthropoda, Insecta, Hymenoptera, Vespidae. Gene Ontology annotation, biological process: protein transport.
GGUCAACCUGCAUGUACGUGUCCCUUCAUAUCCCGCUUUAUUCCGCGUCUGUAACGGAGUGAUAUGAAAGCUGUUUGACGAGUCCUCAAUCUUACCGAACCGUUAAAUCUCACGUUCGGAGUCAUGGAAGACGUUUUUCAAAACGGUAAUUAUUGUAACGAGGCGAAUGCAAAUAUGAGCACUUCGGAGGCAUCAAAAGAGGAUUCCCUAUUGGAUCAUAUGGAAAUUUCAAUAAUAGAAGCUGAAAAGCGACCUAAUGGACCAUUAAAUUUAAGAGAAUUCUAUACUGUGUACCUUGUUGAAACCAAAGUUACAGAUUCUAAUUUCAAGGGUGCUCUAAGUACUACAAGUUCUUUAUGGAGACGUUAUACUGAUUUUGAAUUAUUAAGAACAUACUUAGACAUUGCAUAUCCAUAUAUUGUUUUACCACCAUUGCCAGAGAAAAGGGUAUUAUACGCAUGGCAGAAAGUUACAACAGAUACUUUUGAUCCAGAUUUUGUAGACCGACGAAGAGCAGGAUUAGAGAAUUUCUUACUAAGAGUAGCAUCUCAUCCUGUACUUUCUCAAAAUGAACACUUUAUGGGAUUUUUACAACAAAGGGAGGGUUGGAGGGAACAUAUUCAAGAGAUAAGUUAUUUACGUUUAGCAGAGUCCAAGUUAAAAGCUCUCAGUGUAGCUGUUCGUUUAAGAAAACCAGAUAAACGAUUUGAAACAUUAAAGAAUUAUGGAAUUGAACUUCAGAACAAUCUCUGCAAUCUUCUUAGAGUACGAGCUCGCCUUGUGGAAAAGCAAUAUAGUUUAUAUAAAUUACAUGCUAAUUAUGGCCGUGUGUUUAGUGAAUGGAGUGCUAUAGAGAAAGAAAUGGGAGAUGGUUUACAGAAAUCAGGCCAUUACUUGGAUUCAUUAGCAGCUACAAUUGAUACCACACUUGAAGAAGAAGAACUUAUAGCGGAUCAAUUGAAGGAAUGGCUCUUUGGAGCUUCAGCUUUGCAAGCUGUAGUUAGACGAAGAGAAGCUUUACAGGUAGCUAGAGAUGAAGCUCAGGAUGCACUGAUAGCUGCGUGCGAGCAAAAAGAUAGAGUGAUACAAGGAAAAGCAGGAUUAAUGUCCAGACUUUUUGGAUCAGUCGAUACCGAAGAAGUACGAGAGUUAAAAAUUCUUCGAUUGGAGCAUAGAAUUACACAACAGAAUGAGAUCGUGAAACAAGUCGAUGAGGAUUUGAAAUCCUUUUCCAAUAAGGCUAUGGUUGAUAUAGAAAGAUUUCAACAUCAAAAGGUCAUCGAUUUAAGAGAAACGUUGGCAGCUUAUUGUGUUCUACAAUUUAAACUAGCUAGAAAGAGUCUCCAAACUUGGCAGCAUAUUAAGGAAUGUCUGGAAAGUAUACCGUAAGUAAAAAUAAUUUCAAGGUGCGAUUUCUAAUCGAUGU